AUGUUCGGUCGCAGAAGAAACAAACGUCGCAUUUAUCUAGCAUUCUUCCAUCGCGAAUUUACCCCAGACAACCCAAUCAAAUACCACACCGCCUUUCUUGUCACUCCCAAAAGACCUAAUUCAAUUUCUGAAGCAAAGAACAGCCGUAUCUUUCACGUCAGGAAAGACCUAUCGAAUGGAAGAGAAGAACGUUGGAUAUUCGACCCGAAGCCGACGCGCACUCGAUCGUACUUGCUGGCUGGUGUGAUGCUACUUGGAAAGGUGCCAAACGCGAUCUCGGCGGACGCGCUGGAAACUAUCUUUGAGUGUGUUCCUAGGCUUACGGCCCCGCGCGAUAAUCCGCGGUGGUUGUGCCGUGAUUGGAUUUGGAGCGCGUUGCCUAUUUUGGUUGCAGAAAAUGUUAUCAAACCUCUCCCAUCAGCUCCGAACGAGGUGUGGAAGGCUGGCUUGGCGUUUACCGAGGCCCAGAACGUGCCAAUGCUCUUCAACGCUAUUCCCUGCUGCGACGCGCUUGGUCGAAGAAUUGCGAGUGAGAUUGGACCCCUGGUCAAGAAUCCGACGGUGAAGGAUCCAUGA
This is a messenger RNA of Laccaria bicolor S238N-H82, 576 nucleotides long. RefSeq lists its product as uncharacterized. The transcript is spliced from 2 exons. Lineage: Eukaryota; Fungi; Basidiomycota; Agaricomycetes; Agaricales; Hydnangiaceae. The coding region runs from base 1 to 576 and encodes 191 amino acids. The record is from RefSeq and is a predicted model, not a curated record.